Molecule: messenger RNA, 3430 nt
Organism: Drosophila nasuta
Lineage: Eukaryota; Metazoa; Arthropoda; Insecta; Diptera; Drosophilidae
Product: UDP-glycosyltransferase UGT5-like
Exons: 4
Coding region: 147-1721 (524 amino acids)
Molecular function (GO): UDP-glycosyltransferase activity
Source: RefSeq, a predicted model, not a curated record
UUACUGCGGAACAAUCGUGCGUACAGAUCGCCGCCUGCGAGAGCUUUUAAAAAUACAAGUGUUCUGCGUUCCAAAAUAGAAUCGCAAUAAUUACACAAAUUAUUAUUUUUAUUGUUUAUCGAAAAACAAUAGUGAAAUAGUGAAAAAUGUCACGCAAUAAAACCAGUUUGUAUGCGCUCUUGCUGCUUGGCCUGCUGGGCUCCGUGACAGCUUACAACUAUCUAAUGGUGCUUCCAACUGGUGCUCGAUCUCACUAUAAUGUCGGGUCAGCGUUGGCCAAAGGUUUGGCAGCCGCUGGUCAUCAGGUGACCUUGAUCUCGCCCUUCCCGCUCAAGAAACCGAUUCAGAAUAUUAAUGAUGUGCCCGUUCCAAAUAUUUUGAAAUCAAUGGGAGGUGACAUAGAUAAUUUACUGAAAAGAUCGGAAAAGCCAAUUAUACAACAAAUUAUUGGAUUCUAUGACAUGGGUAUACGUCUGACCAACACACUGCUGCAAGAUCCAAUUGUUAAGAAACUGAAAGAUUCCAAUCAGACUUUUGAUGCAGUUAUCAACGAAGUAUUUCUGAACGAAGCGCAUUUUGGAUUUGCUGAGCAUUUCAACGCACCACUUAUUGGUCUCGGCACUUUUGGCGCCAUCAGCUGGAACACUGAUAUGGUUGGCUCGCCAUCGCCCGCCUCUUAUGUGCCUCAUGCACUGCUCAAAUUCUCCGAUCACAUGUCGUUCGUCGAAAGAGUCAUCAAUUUGGCCUUCCUCAGCUACGAGUAUUUGUUCAUGAAGUUCUACUACUUGCCACAACAGGAACAGCUCUUCAACAAGCACUUUCCCAAUAACAAGCAAGAUUUCUAUGAGACGCGCAGUAAUGCUGCCUUGGUUCUGCUCAAUCAGCAUGUUUCACUGAGCUUCCCCCGGCCAUAUUCACCCAAUAUGAUCGAAGUGGGUGGCAUGCACAUUCAACGUAAUCGCAGUGCACUGCCCAAGGACAUCGAAGAGUUCAUCAAGGGUGCUAAACAUGGUGUCAUUUACUUCUCCAUGGGUUCCAACCUAAAGAGCAAAAAUCUACCACAAGAAAAGCGACAAGCUUUAAUUGACACCUUCAGCCAGCUAAAACAACGCGUGCUAUGGAAAUUUGAAGAACCCAAUUUGCCGGGUAAGCCAGAGAAUGUCUUCAUCUCGGACUGGUUCCCUCAGGAUGACAUAUUGGCCCACGAGAAUGUUAAAUUAUUCAUCACACACGGCGGUCUCCUCAGCACCACAGAAUCGAUUUAUCAUGGCAAACCAUUUGUGGGUAUUCCCAUUUUUGGUGAUCAGUUCCUUAAUAUGGCACGUGCUGAGCAAAAUGGCUAUGGCAAGACAGUUAACUACGAAGAGCUAACAACGGAAAGAUUACUGGCGGCGAUCAACAAGCUGCUUCAAGAACCGCAGGCCAUUAAACUGGUCAAAGACAUGUCCGCUCGCUAUAGAGAUCAGCCACAAUUGCCCCUGGAACGUGCUGUCUACUGGGUGGAACAUGUGACCAGGCAUAAGGGUGCCAAGUAUUUGCGAAGUGCAUCCCAGGAUCUCGAUUUUGUGCAAUAUCAUAACCUGGAUGCUAUUCUAGUGCUAUAUGGCGGCAUCUUAUUUGUGCUCUAUUGUAUUCUAUUGCUCAUACGCCGGGCAUGGGGAGGACUGCAGAAUUUAUUCUUGGGUCGCCAGACAGCAAAAGCAAAAGUGAAACGUAAUUGAGAUAAGGUUCAAGAUUAAGUAUUAUAAGAUAGUCGGCGUGUGUAUAUUGUCGAUAAAAUCCAGCCACACUUUAAGUGUUUGAUUUUGCUAAUAAAAAUUGCAGCGAGAGGUCGGUUUGGGUUGCCGCCGGCAUUGAGAUUGUAAAAUAAAAUGGGAAAUAUUUUUGUAUAGCUAUCGUCGAUUUUAACUGCACCCAAGCCCAGUGUUUCUCUUGAACUUUUUUGCAUAUUCUUUUUGGGCUUUUUCUUUUUCUUCUACUUUUUUUUUGUUUGCUAGUUUCGCAUAGUUAACGCUUCAGUUGUAAAAAUGCCCAUCAGCGCGUUCAAAUUUUCAGCAGCGAGCCCAGCAAAAGCAACGCUAGUGGCAGUGCCAUGGUCACGCCCAUGUCCAUACGUCCGCCCAACACUCAACGCUUUUGUUUUCUUCGUCUCGUUUUAUUUUUGUUUUGUUAUUUUUGUUUUUGUGUUUUUUUUUCGACAAUUGUUGUUGCUGGCAGCAUAGUGAAAACUAGGCGGCGGGUGGUGGGUGGUAAAACGGUGGCCAAAGGGUCUCGUGCAAAAGGCGUAUAAAAGUUUUUGCGCAACUUAUUGCAACUGUUUUGGACCAUGGCUGCAGUGGAAAAUCAGCGUCCGCUCCGGAAAUGUUGGCGGCUGUAAUAGCGGCCAUAUUAAAAGUGAACACCAAGAAAUGUAUAUACCUAAGCAAACACAACAAAAAAAAAGACAAGCAAGAAAAGCUAUAGACGAAUUUACUCGACUACUCGAAUUCAAUAUUGAAUGUUGCGAUUUAUUUUGUUCUACUAAUCAGCUUUUUAUUUUAUAUAUUUAAAAUUUCAAUUUUUAUGUAGAAUAUGCGUGCAUAAAAUUAACAAAGAUGCUCAGACAGCGUUGCACAUUUAAUACCUCAGUUUCUUUAUUAAUUUUAUCUCAUUGCAAGAUUUGAAUAUAAAUUAUUCGUGAAUUCCCUGUUCAGGGGGCUUUUUCUUACAACCUGUAUGUAUAAAAAUUAAAUUAGAAAGAUAUUUUAUUUUAAGGCCUAUACUUAAUGAAGUUAAGGCUUCAGAAAUAAGAAGACAUUAUGCCUCAAAUGAAAAAUAUUUUUCGAAUCUUGAAAAAAACAUGUAUUUGUGAUUUUCACAUAAUUAAAGUUAAAGAGAAAGUAUUUAGAGCUAAACAUGAUUUCAAAUUUUCAAGUAAUAUUUUAAGAUACUUUCUUUGAGAGUGUUUAAUCGCAGGAAAUCUUGAAUAUUUACAUAAUAACAACAGCAGUUACAGCUUUUUAUGCAAAAUAUCAUCGCUAACAGUAACCAGCAGCCAGAAACCAGCAACCAACAACAUCAACUUCAACAAAUAGCAUAUUCAACUCAUGAAUUUUUGAUUAAGCAUUUGAUGAUGCGGCCAAAUAAAACCGUUCGAAUACAACGGAAAUGGUACUGCAAUUUAAUAUUAUGCAUACGAAACGUAUGCAACUGAUUGGACAGCGGUUAAUGCAUAUUUUUCGUAUAUUCUUGUGUUAUCCAUACCAUAAUGAGCUGCAUACAAAUGAGUGAUAAAUAUGUACAAUCAAUGCCAGACAGACAACCAACGAUCAAUACUUUCUACCAUGUGUACAGGGAUUAUGUAAUAAUUGCGACUCGAAUAUAGUAAACGAUUUAUUACUGUAAGUCUUAAUGAUUUUAUUGGAAACAUAAAUUCUUAUAAUAAAUUUCA